AUGCAUCUUCAGCACCUUCUCGCAUCCCUUGCUCUCGCCCUCCCACUGGUGGCUGGGUCUUCCUCCAUGAGCACCCUUGGCUGCUACUCCGACGUCGCUGGCUUGACGAAUGUGAAACAGUUUACUUUCCAAACUCACCAAUACUGCAUUAAGCAAUGCACGGAGGAAGGCUUCCAGUUUGCGGUUCUGAAGGAUGGAGCCACAUGCGGCUGCACUAGCACUGUCCCGCUCUCCACCGCUAAGGUUGACGAUGAUAAGUGCAACUCAGCCUGCGCUGGUUGGCCUGAGGAUGAAUGUGGUGGCAAAGACACCUACACCGUCCUGACAACCAACAAGUUCCUCUCAUCCUCGUCCACCAACAACACUGAAGCCGCCGCCAACUCUGCCUCCGAUUCCAACUCUGGGCCUACCUCCACCGCGGCUGUCGCAACUACAAACGGUGGCAUCAUCAUCGCUGCUACCAACGCCGCGACCAACACUGUGACUGGCGCCUCGACCAUGGUGACGAAGGGUACCACUUCUCUCCCAUCUCCAUCGAAGUCUAGCAUUCCCUCUGGAGGUAUCACUGCUCUGAGCUCGUCCGCCACGCCCACACCCACCUCUAACGCCGCGGACAGCCUUCGCGCUGCUCCUGUGGCCGGUGCUAUUGUCGCUGGACUUGGAUUGCUUCUGUAA
Messenger RNA from Penicillium angulare, 675 nucleotides. RefSeq names its product WSC domain-containing protein. Gene Ontology annotation, cellular component: plasma membrane. The record is from RefSeq and is a predicted model, not a curated record. The coding region runs from base 1 to 675 and encodes 224 amino acids. NCBI's taxonomy places the organism in Eukaryota, Fungi, Ascomycota, Eurotiomycetes, Eurotiales, Aspergillaceae. The transcript has 2 exons.